This is a messenger RNA of Ziziphus jujuba (common jujube), 2598 nucleotides long. RefSeq lists its product as uncharacterized. Bases 375 to 2237 code for a protein of 620 amino acids. The record is from RefSeq and is a predicted model, not a curated record. The transcript has 7 exons. NCBI's taxonomy places the organism in Eukaryota, Viridiplantae, Streptophyta, Magnoliopsida, Rosales, Rhamnaceae. Gene Ontology annotation, molecular function: mRNA binding; translation initiation factor activity.
AAAAGUUGGGUGUCUUUGCGGGGAGUUCUGAGGACAUCCAAUAGCGAGUUAAAUCGAAAGGUUAGCAGACAGCAUCGUGCGUGUAGAAACUUGACGAACCGUACGGAACGAACAGAAGGGAAGAAAGCUUGCAAAAGUGAAAGAGGUUCCUCCAUUUGAAGCCCAAAUUGUAGCGAGAGAAAGAGAAAGCAGAGGAGGUUGAGGCCCCGUGACCGCGAGUGUUACAUCGGAGACACAAAGAUACCGAUACAGAGAGAGAGAGUUUCAGAACCCCCCUCAAAAUUCGGGGGCUUCCGUAGUUUCUCUCUCUCUCUCUGUCUCUCUCUCUGUCUUUCCUCUCUCCUUAAAGUUGUAACCCAAUUUACCAAACGCAAAUGUCCAAGAAGAAAGUCAGUGGCAAUACUAUGACGCUCAAGGACUUCCAUGGCGGCUCUAUUCCUACUGAUCUCCCUCUACCUUCUGCCCCUGGUGUCGUUAUUCGGCCUUCGGAUCGUUCUACUUUUGACAGAUCGAAUUCCUGGGUAAACCCGACGGGUCGCUCUGAUCACCGUUCGAGGCCUCAUACAUCUCCGGCGACAAGGCAUUUGGAUGAUAAAGCUCCUUUUCUCUCUGACACUGCACACAUCGGCCGGAACUUCGAUGAGGAUGAGCGCAAGCCCCUUGAUGGUGUUUCUGCCCCACGUCGGACUAUCAGUGAUGAGAGCAUUCGAGUUAACCCAGCACGUGCGGAGCUGAAGCAGGAAUCUUCGCCCACUGGGGCUGGUUUACGUGGUCGGCAGGGAUGGGCUCCCACACCGCAGCCGCCGAGUGGAACGGUGAAUUCAUACUCUGGAAAGGUUAACGAGGUGACCCGAGGAGGAUUGAAUUCUCCGAAUUUAGAUAGCAAUGUUGGGCAGGGUGGUGCUUCUGGGGCUCAUCCUAAUGCAUGGGCUGCGAAGAAAGAGGCUGCAGUUGGUGUUGCUGAGCAGGUUCAAUCGGCCUGGCCUGCACCGAGUGCGGCUUCUAAGUUGGCACAUGCCAGUGCACUUGAAAAGGUGUCUUCGGGCCGCUGGCAGUCGAAGCAUUCCAGCCAUUUUCAGGCAGAUGUUGAAGUUAUGAGAUCUUCGGAAGUAGAGAGUGGUUCUCACUCCAAAAGUGUUAGUAACAGUAGCCAUAACAGGGUGGAUGUGACGGGUGGAGAUUAUUAUGAUGCAAACUUGGCGGGGCAUGCUGAAAGGGGUCUGACUAUCGAUGGCAGUGUCCAGGGGGUUAGGAAGGAGUUACCUGAUUAUGAGAGGGCAAGAGCUCCAUUAAAUUCGGAUGUAAAAGAGAGGAACAUAACGAGUUAUAACGACAGGAGACAACCUGAUCAUGUUGAUGGAAAAUUUAGUGGACCUGAACAUCAAAGCUCAACGCUUUCAGAUUCUACCAUGCGACCUAAGUUGAGGUUACUUCCGAGAACGAAGCCAGUAGAGGGUUUAGAAUCUCCUGUUGCUGAUCACACUCAGGCUUAUCAGCAGGCAACUGAAUCUGGUCGUGCUGAAAAUUUCAAUGAUUCAUAUAGAAAUAUAAGUCCUGCAACACCUGGGACAACAGGUGCUGAGAGUGAAAAGCUGGCUGUUGAGCGUCCAAAGUUGAAUUUAAAGCCCCGGUCACAGCCUCUUGAACAUUUGGAAGGAAAUGUUGAAAGAGACAGGAAUGCAUUGUUUGGCGGUGCUCGCCCACGAGAACUUGUUUUGAAGGAGAGGGGGGCUGAUGAUCCACAUGACUCAGUUCAACAUUCUGAAAAGGUUGAACAUCAUGUUCCCAGAAUGGAAAGGGUUCCUGCACAUGCAAAUGCUUCACGCUACAGUGAGAGAACUGAGAAUUAUCAUGUUGAUCAAAGGAUUGGAAAGAAAGUUGAGAGGAGGGAUAACCGGGCUGAUGUUGAUAGAGUUGACAUGCAGAAGAGGAACUGGCGUAAUGAGAACCGGAGGAUCCAUAGAGACACUGAACGGCAGCUCCAGCAACCUGACAGGCCGCCAUCUCCAGAGACUUGGCGUAAACCCAUUGAAAUGCCAAAACCAUCAUCUACUGACGGUGCUGGUCUUCGCCAUGGGAAAGCGGCUUCAGCUGUUGAGCUUGCUCAAGCAUUUUCGAGAUCGGUCUCUGAUCCAAAUACUGAUCGAUUUUCUGGCCAAAAGGGCAUCCCUGGCCGGGGUCAAUUGCCUUUUUCACGGCUCAUGGGAACUUCAAGGCCUCAGAUUAAUGGUUACUGAAGUAUCCGAUGGUCUCAUGGGCAUUCUGGCACCACUUGUUGGCAUGGGGAUUGAGAUUUUAUUGGGUGAUUUUGUUCAAUUCAACUUAGCGUGGCUGUGUGCAAGCUGAAAGAUCAAGUUUACUAGAGUAGAAUUCCACCAGAAAAAUGAUUUUUCCAUACAAAUUCCAAUUUUCUAGAAUGGAUGGUGUCAUAUUUCUAUCCUACAUCUUACUAAAUCUAUUUGCUUUUAUUUUUUAACGACUGUAAUUUUUCUUACUUAUAAGGAGCACGUGAUGAUACUGCUGCAUAUGUAGUUUAAACCAGAAAAUUGUAGCACGAGUUUUGGUCGCAUAUUUAGUAAGUGCAUUAUUUGGUAUUAA